Verticillium dahliae VdLs.17 is the source of this 4059-nucleotide messenger RNA. RefSeq lists its product as uncharacterized. The coding region runs from base 1 to 4059 and encodes 1352 amino acids. Gene Ontology annotation, molecular function: phospholipid binding; tubulin binding. The transcript is spliced from 3 exons. Lineage: Eukaryota; Fungi; Ascomycota; Sordariomycetes; Glomerellales; Plectosphaerellaceae. The record is from RefSeq and is a predicted model, not a curated record. Gene Ontology annotation, biological process: maintenance of protein location in cell cortex; dynein-driven meiotic oscillatory nuclear movement; microtubule cytoskeleton organization. Gene Ontology annotation, cellular component: mitochondrion; cell cortex.
AUGGCUGUCUGGGAGACGGAGGAUGAGUCUAACGGCCCGACCUCCCACUCAUUACCCACACCACAAGACACACCUUAUAGAACACCGUCCAACGCUUCGAGGAGGUCACGACGGUCUAUAACUCCUCCAGGGAUGCAGACCUCUCCGCCCCUGCCGGCCGUUGACCGCGGUGGCAAGGCAUCCAAGCGGUCAUCAAAAGACGUUUCCAACGACGACACGAUCAGCGUUCUCGAUCCUCGACGAUUCACCCCGACUCUCCAUGCAAACCUGGUCGCCGAGAUACUCAACUUGAGGAGGGAUCAGGAAGAUAAAAUCAAACUGAUCGAGAACCUUGAGGCUUCGUUGCAUGCUACACGAGGGGAGCAGGAGGCACUACAGGAGACUGCCAUUGUCACUGCAAAGGAAACCAGGUCCCUCAAACGCCAAUUGGCUCUCCUUGAGGGUGGAUCUUCGUCCGCUAUUGGAGAGCUGGCUCGUGAGAGGGAUGAAGCGGUUGAAUCUGCAACGGAACUGAAGAAACGACUCGAUGUGGCACAGCGAAAGAUUCGAACGCAGGAAGAUGACUCUCAGCGUGUUCAUGACUUGUGGACGCGCGACAAGGACGCCUGGGAUGAAGAGAAGCGAAAGUAUGAGCGGAAAAUCCACAUUGCUGAGACCAGAAUGAAAGUGGUUCUUGAUGAGGUUGCCGCCUACCAGAACGCGCACACCAAUGGACAUGGCGCCGAGAGCGAGGCGGAGGAGACUGGUCGUGAGACCGAUGCGGCGAGCAUCCGCACAAUGAGCAUGACCAACAGCAUUCGGUUCUCGACACAACAGAGUCCCGGGAAGACGAACAUCGGCAACUGCCUCGCGGAUGAGCUCAAUCUUGACGGCGAUGACGAUUGGCACACAGAUGAUGGCGGUAGGGAGAGCGCGCUCUCGCAUCACCGCCAUACGCGCAACAUGAGCCGCGACAGCGUUAUGUCCAGAAUGCACCGUCGCAACCAAAGCAUUGAAAGCCUGAAGAGGCCAGGCAGCGUUGCGCGUGGCAAACUUUGGGUGAACCAGACCGUCUUGGAGGCCCUGGAAGAUGGGAUCCAAGAGGACGAAGAGGAAGCACCACCUGCGCCGAAGGCAGUCUACAAAGACACGGGAGUGCAGUUCUCCCCUCCUCCGUCUCCCACGCUCGAAGCAUUCAAACCGGCGACGCCAGAACCCCUCACACAGGUCGAAAGACCUCCCGAAGGCGACAGCCAGCGUCACGCGGAGCUGGAAAUCGAGGCGAAUCAGAGACGGAAACGCGUUCAGCUCGCCAGACCACUAAGCAUCGAACCACCGUACCGUCUUCAAGAAUCGAUGGUUUCGGCUGGAUCGCAGACAGCAGAGGAGCCGUUGAGCCCGCCCAAGACGCCCAAAUCCCCAUUCCGGUCCAUGACACCACCAUCUCCGGAGAUCGAGACUGUCCCCAUGGUGUCAGCUUCGACACAGACCGAGAAGGAAGAUGAGCCAGAGCCGCUGCAGAAGUUGCCGGAAUUUGCCCCCUUGAGAGAGUUGUCGAUUCCCAGCAUCAGCGUCAUCCCACCCACGAGUCGGCCGUCGACCCCGCGCGAGCCCAGACUGCCACUUUAUAACAAGGAUGCCGCUUGUCAAGUAUCACUUCUAUCGUCGCCUGUUGCUUCGAAAUCCAUCGGUGUUCAGACCGAAGAGAUCCGAAUCGACCAGCGCCUUGCUAGGCUUCCACUUCACCUGCAUCCAGACACCAUAUCGUCGCGGCCGCCGUCUCCCAAUCCAGCGGCUCUAGCGAAUGCUGGCGAUCCUUCAUCGGUUCAAUUCACGCCCGCACCCAACAAUCUGCCGCCUAGAAACCCAAGACGUUUGACGAGUAGGCGCAGCAUUGGUGAAGUGUCACCAUCACCACCACUUCCCGCGCCUCCGAUCUCGCCAACUUUCUCGGGGGGGCUCUCCAACGGCCCUGAAAACACGCACAAUGACGCCUACCCGGGCAACAACGACGACGGGCCACUCUCGAGUCGAAAGGCGCCGAUGCGCCGGCCCCAUCGCAUUAGCAGUCUCUUUGCAGGAUUUGAUGCCAACAGCUCCGAUGAAGCGGACGACUUUGGCGAUGGUGACCUGAGCGACCCUGAGUUCCAGACGGCUUUGUCACAUCCUGGCCAGAGACCCAAGUCCAGUGUGGUAAAACCAUCCAAGCGAAGGUCAUCCGGAACGGCGACAUCUCCAGAACAUGAUUCAAUGAGGUAUCAUUCCGCGCCGAGAAGCUCCGCAAAGCCGCUCGGCACUGAAAGCUAUAGCUAUAGUCUGCAGGGCAAGGAGACUGUCAACAAGGACAGAGACCCUGGCCCGAGAACGUCGGUCCAGAUGGGUGCUCAACGUAGCGUGGAGAAGUCCAUUGCCGGACCAAGCAGCAAGCCGAACGGGAUGCGCCGGGCUGCUCUCAUCCAGAGUGGCAUUGCAAGCCACCAAGGACGUUCUAGGAGUCCCAGCCUACCAGAUCCUCAAGAUCCCCCUUUCCCCAUUCCAACGAGGGCGAGCUCUAGGCGGCCGCCAUUCAGUGUUAGCGCGCCAAGCGAUGGACAGCGAAGCCCAACACGAGGAGAGGGCGGUUGGCACAGGAGAGGAAGUAGCCGUACCCAUUACCGUGCGAACAGUAUCCGCAAAGUGCGUUCGGCUGCGGCUCUGCCACGCACCCAGCGUAACAGGCGACAAAGCCGCUCGCCACCGCCGUUCUCGGAGACGACAGAAGUUCCCGAAAGCCCUAGCCUGCCGCCGCUGCCGCACAAUGAUAUUACCUCCAUGAGCCAUCGUGAGCCCAGUCGAUCACGCUUCAGGUCGUCCCACCGGUCACAGCCAUCGACAAACACAGCCCAGACAAGUCAAACGUAUCAGACGAACCUGACAGACCUGAAUUCGAUCGGAGGCGGUUCGCCAACCACCGGCGUUGUAGAUGCCAUCGCUCAGACAAUGGUCGGCGAAUGGAUGUUCAAGUACGUGAGGAGGCGAAAGUCAUUUGGCGUACCAGAAACAAACGGCAAGGAUGACAACAGCAACGACCGUCACAAGAGAUGGGUUUGGCUGGCUCCAUACGAGCGUGCCAUCUUGUGGAGCAGCAAGCAGCCCAAUUCUGGCAGCGCCUUGAUGGGCAAGGCUGGCCGAAAGCUGACGAUUCAGUCUGUUCUCGACGUCAAGGACGACAACCCGACGCCCAAGGGCGGGGCGACACUUUUCAACCGGUCCAUCUUGAUUUUGACUCCGCAGAGGGCCCUCAAAUUUACGGCCGUGUCGGCAGACCGUCAUUACAUCUGGCUGACAGCGCUGUCUUUCCUUGCUCACUCACAGCAAGCGGUACCCGAGAUCAUCACGGCCCCUCCGCCACCCAAGACAGUACUGCCAGACUUUGAGAUGCCUCAGCCCAAACGGAAGACAGGCAUCCGGGACUCGAUUCGCUUGACCAAAAGUAAGGCGCCAUCGUUCCGGCAGCCUCCCGUGCCCAGCAUUCCCAGCAUCCCCAGCAGCCUCCCGAGCGCACCGUCGUCGCAGGUCGGGGAUGUCAGCAGCUCCAGGCAGACCGAGACGUUUCCGCCGUUGCCAAUGAGCAGUCACCAUCAGCGCGAGCAGUCGAGUGAUGCGGCCGAACCGCCCUUCAUUCCACGUUUCCACGAGCGAAGCAGCCAGGCUAUGGUGCACGGUAGAAAGCGUAGCAACACGGGUGGCCAUGUGCCACCGCCGCUAUCGUUCCGCGGCUUCUCGGGCCCAGCAGCAGGCCACAGUUACACCGACAGCAACGCAGGCAACAGCGUUGGCACGGCAGGCUCGUCUGAUAUCUAUCAGUCGCAUCGAUCACAGGCGUCAAGCGGGGGUCCCAGCUGGGGUCUCAGCACGGCAGGGUCGCAGCGAACGUCGGAGGCUUCCUCGCGGCCGAGCAACUUUUUCGAUGCCAUCGGCACAGUUCGCAUGGAAGCUUUCAUCAGCCCGCUGGCGUUCUCUGGUGGGUUCGAUGGGGAUCCGGAUGAGAAUGAUGAGUUCCGCUACCGCGCAAGGCGGCAAUUCGCGAAGCACGCGUAG